UCUCGUGCCCACUGCUGCAACAGAACAAUCGAGCUAGCUCAGCAGAUCUCUUAGUCUCUUAUCUAGCUAGCUCAACAGAACAAUGGCGGCGAAGCUGUGCACAUUACUGCUGGCUGCAGUGGUCGUGCUCUCACUUCUAGUGAGCCCCAUUGCUUGCAGCCGCAAGCUCAGCAAGACCAAGCCCAAGACAAAGCCUGCAGCCAGAGUCAUCCACAAGCCAGCGGCCGCGCCUGCUGUCAAAGCCAGCCACAAGCCGGCAACUCCUGCCAAGUCCCACACCAACCACACCACUCUCUAUGGCUCCGGCGGCUGGCUGUCCGGCGCCGGCGCCACGUACUACGGCGCCCCUAACGGCGACGGCGGUGAAGGCGGCGCGUGCGGCUACCAGACCGCCGUCGGGAAGCAGCCGUUCGACUCGAUGAUCGCCGCGGGGAGCGCGCCGCUUUACAGGGGAGGCGAGGGCUGCGGCGCCUGCUACGAGGUGAAAUGCACGAGCAACGCGGCGUGCUCCGGCCAGCCGGUGACCAUCGUCAUCACGGACCUGUCCCCGGGCGGGCUGUUCCCGGGCGAGGUCGCGCACUUCGACAUGAGCGGCACGGCCAUGGGCGCCAUGGCGAAGCCCGGGCGCGGCAUGGCCGACAAGGUCCGCGCCGGCGGCGUCGUGAGGGUCCAGUACAGGAGGGUGCCGUGCAAGUACCCCGGCGUGAACGUCGCCUUCAAGGUGGACCAGGGCGCCAACCCGUUCUACUUCAACGUGCUCAUCGAGUUCGAGGACGACGACGGCGACCUCAGCGCCGUCGACCUGAUGGAGGCCGGCAGCAGCGUGUGGACGCCCAUGGCGCACAACUGGGGCGCAACGUGGCGCCUCAACAACGGCAGGAGGCUCAGAGCGCCGUUCGGGCUCCGGCUCACCUCCGACUCCGGCAGGGUGCUCGUCGCCAGCAACGCCAUCCCGGCCGCGUGGACGCCCGGCAAGACCUACCGUUCCUUGGUCAACUACCCCUGAUUUUGCUGCUGCCAAGCAAUGGAGCUAGCAGAGCAAGGCCGGAAAUGUGCGUCCGGGUUUCGUGGGAGGCCGUGUGUCAGAAGACGAGGAGGUUGAAGAAGGGAAUGGAGUUCUUCCCUCCCUCCACACGGCCUCGCUGCAUUCGCCUAGUGAUGUGUGAACGGCGGUGCUGUAAUUUUAUUUCUUCCUUGUUGGUCUCUGUUGUGCUGUUGUGGUUGUGGAAAGCAAAGAGAGAAACUAGAGCUGCGCGACUAAUGUUUGCGCGCCAAUGCAUCAAGUUGUGGUUUUGAAUUUGUGUACAUCGCAAUCCUUUCAGAAUUGAGGAAAAAAGAUUUAAGUGAAUGGUUUGCAUUCCGUA
Sorghum bicolor (sorghum) is the source of this 1364-nucleotide messenger RNA. Its product is annotated as expansin-B11. Gene Ontology annotation, cellular component: extracellular region. The record is from RefSeq and is a predicted model, not a curated record. Bases 83 to 1006 code for a protein of 307 amino acids. Gene Ontology annotation, biological process: sexual reproduction. The transcript is spliced from 2 exons. NCBI's taxonomy places the organism in Eukaryota, Viridiplantae, Streptophyta, Magnoliopsida, Poales, Poaceae.